Messenger RNA from Schizosaccharomyces octosporus yFS286, 1936 nucleotides. RefSeq names its product membrane transporter. The coding region runs from base 364 to 1776 and encodes 470 amino acids. The record is from RefSeq and is a predicted model, not a curated record. Gene Ontology annotation, cellular component: membrane. Gene Ontology annotation, biological process: transmembrane transport. Lineage: Eukaryota; Fungi; Ascomycota; Schizosaccharomycetes; Schizosaccharomycetales; Schizosaccharomycetaceae. Gene Ontology annotation, molecular function: transmembrane transporter activity. The transcript has a single exon.
CAAAGUGAAACUUGUGUGAUAGCAAACAGUCGUUGCGCGAGUAGUUUGAAAGUAUUUAAUAUUCAUAUUCGUAUUCAUAAAGGUUUAGAAAGGUUUAUUUACUUGCUCUACUUUUCAUCUAGGAAACUUUUUUGUUUGCUUCGUAUAGAUCCAAAGACAAAAACAAGUGUUACCCAACAGCAGACACAUAUCAAGAGAAAAGAAAUAAAAAAAAUUCAAAAUCGAAAAACAAAAACUGAAGGUUUAAAAGUAAGUUUCUUAUUAUUCUUUUUCUUUUCUUUUCCUUAUAAAGGUAUUUUUUAAAGAGAAAGAAAAGGGCGCAAGAAGAAAUUUCGCAACGUAAAUCAUCUCUACCUACGUCAAAUGGAGCUAAAAUUGGAAGAAGAGAUUAUAGACAAAUUUGACAAGCGACCCGAGAAUUAUGAAAAAUCAACAGAGAAACAAGGUUAUGAAUUCACUCAACAAACAUUCGAUGUUACUGAACAAUCGGAUUCUACCGAUAGGAAACCCCCUGCUAUAAGUGCAGCACUCAUGCUAAUGAAUAAUUUGGUUCUGUCAAUUUCCUUCUCAAUCGUCAUUCCCACUUCUGACACUUAUGUAAAAGUCUUAGGAGGAAGCGAAGUUCUGUCUGGUCUCAUUAUCGGUCUUCCGAUGAUCACGGCCCUUGUCACUUUAUAUCCUAUGCUCUUACUGUCGAAUCCUAAAUCCGCCAAUGGGUUUACCUUCUACAAGCGUCCCUAUUUAUGCUCAUGUGUCACAGCAAUCCUUGGACAUAUUCUCUAUUCCCUCGCCUUCAAAGCCAAAAGCAUCGCCCUCAUCCUGGUUAGCCGAAUCAUUCUAGGUAUCGCAUGUGUCAUGUAUCUGUAUCAUAAAAAGUUCAUGUCCGACAGAAUUUUGGUUGGUCCAAAAUACAGGACUUUUAUGAGCACACUCAAUAUAAUUAUGCAAACUGCUGGAAUUGCAAUUGGUCCUUUUCUUGGUGGUUUGAUGGCAAAGGCUUCUUCCCAUUCUCACAACGCUAUAUGGAAUCAAUACACUUCUGGUAACUGGCUACUAUCAUUUUUUUGGGCGGCUUUAUUAAUUCUUUCUUCCAUUUUCUAUUACGAUGCCGAUUGCGAUAUUCCUCCUGUUCCUCCAAGAACCGAUGCUCCCCAUACUAAUUCUGAAACCCAAACAGCACAUCGCCGUCCAAAUCUUGCUUCUACUAUAAAAAUUGUUGUUUCUGGAUAUAUUGCUUUCUCUUGUUUUUUUACAAUGGAGGCAUACCAAGCUUCCAUCCCCAUUUACACCAAUUACCUCUACGGAUAUUCCCCCUUUCAAUCGGGUAACUUCCUUGCUCUUGCCUGCCUUAUAGAUAUUCCAUUUCUCCUUCUAUUUUCUUUCCUUUCAAGGUGGAUAGAAGAUCGAAAAAUUACACUCAUAGGUAUUAUAAUUACGGUCGUAUCAGUCGCCGUUCAUCUAAUUGUCAACAAAAUCCAUAAAGAGUACCUCCAGCUUUAUUUCACUUUGUUUACCCUUGUCUUUUUUGGAACUUCCAUUGCCUUUUCGCCUCUUGUAUCUCUUCUUACUAAACAGCUUCACCCAGACCAUCAUUUGCUAGCAAGCGUCGUAAUUCAGAUUAGCAUAGCUGCUGCAGACACUGUUGGUCCUGUUUUUGGAGGUGCAAUUCGUGUAAUUACUUCUCAAGGGUUUUUAGCUACGUUACUUGCUUUAAAUACAUUGACAACCAUCUUUAUGCUUUCAAUUUGGAAGACUGCAAAAGUCAAAAUUGGGUAACUCCUUUCUGUUGUUUUCUUUAUAUUAUUUAGCCGCUUUUUCAACAAAGUUCUUUGGGAUUAUUAGUCUGAUAUUCUUUAUGUUAUAUAGAUGGGAUCAUUAAUAUAUAUACUUCAUCUUUCUCAAAGACGUUCGCUCUAUUGACCUCGCAAAUGCAGGA